AUGGCAAUGUUAAGAUUAGCAGCUAUAUUUGGAUUAUUAACUGUCAUAGUUUAUAAUGUGGACAUUUCACGUAAGUCUCUCACAGUAACAGAUGUUAAUAAAACAUAUGACUAUAUAAUUGUGGGAGCCGGGUCGGCUGGUGCCGUACUUGCUACGAGACUAUCCGAGGAUCCAAAUGUUACCGUGCUACUUAUUGAAGCUGGAGGCGAGGAAACAGAGAAUUUAACAUUAUUUAAUAUACCUUUAUUUGGACCAAUCUUACAACAGUCUCAAAACGAUUGGAAUUAUUUAACAACACCUCAAUCAAAAUCUGGUCUGGCAAGUAAUACUGGGGAUAACAGGCACUAUUGGCCUUCUGGAAAAGUUCUUGGAGGAACAAGUAUGCUGAAUGCUAUGCAGUAUGUUAGAGGAAGUCAGCACGACUAUGACGAAUGGGCAGAAAAUGGAUGUGAUGGUUGGAGUUAUAAAGACGUUCUACCUUAUUUCUUAAAGUCUGAAGACUUUAUAGGAGGAACUCUUAUAAAAUCCAACUAUCACCAUGCAGGUGGGCCAAUGGCAGUUAGUCUUGAGACAGAGUUUUCUGAUGUAACAAAACGUUUUAUUAAAGCAGGAAUAGAGCUAGGAUAUGAAGAAACAACGGACUAUAACGGUAAGAAGCAACUAGGAUUUGGAGUAAGUCAAGUUUCUGUACGGAACGGAAUACGAGCAAGUGUAGCGAAUGAGUUUUUGCGUCCUGUAAUGAAUCGCAAGAACCUACAAGUUCUUGUAAAUGCAUACGUGGCAAAAGUAAACAUAAAACAGGGCGCUGCUACAGGUGUUUUGUGCAUUCGGAAAGGAGCAAGAAAAACUAUUCUAUCUAAAAAAGAAGUGAUAUUAUCCGCAGGCUCCAUUGGUUCACCACACAUUCUUCUUUUAUCAGGGAUAGGACCAAAGGAACAAUUAGAACGUUUCAAUAUAACAGUGAUUAAAGAUCUUCCUGUUGGCAAAAAUUUACAAGAUCACAUGCAUAUAUCUUACCCAUCAAAUGUUAACACAACUACCAAAGUUAUAAGUAAUGGACUGUUACAACAAAUCGAAUACUUACUAUUCCAAACAGGACCAUUGUCUUCUACGGGUCUUGUUGGAACAGCGUUUAUAAGAACUUCACAUGUGCAAAAAUAUCCGGAUAUACAGUUACAUAUUGCUGUUGCCCAGCCUAGAACAGACAACAUAAAAUUAAAUGCAACAUUGCUUGCUAACGUGUAUAAUAAAGGGUUUAAAGAGGGUAUAACAUUGAUACCAACGUUGUUGCAUCCUAAAAGUCGUGGUACGAUAACACUUAAAAGCACUGACCCUUUUGAACAUCCAAAUAUUGAUCCUAAUUAUCUAGAUGACAGGGAAGAUAUUGAAGUUUUAAAAAGAGCAAUUAAGAUAUCUGAAAAACUUCUUGAAACGGAUAGUUUCAAACAAAUAGGAACUCAUUCGGACAUAUACAAGAGUGCGACUUUCUGUUCAAUGUUUGAAUAUAAAUCAGAUGACUUUUACGAAUGUCUGAUAAAAUAUUUAGCUCAAACUGAAUAUCAUCCAACAUCAACGUGUAAAAUGGGUCCUGACUCAGAUCCCGAAGCUGUAGUCGACCUAACACUUACGGUUAAGGGAAUUAGACAACUUAGAGUGGUAGACGCUUCAAUAAUGCCAAAUAUUGUGUCAGGUAACACAAAUGCACCGACAAUUAUGAUAGCAGAGAAGGCCGCGGACAUGAUUCGGGGUAUUAAUACUGUUAAAGCUAUACGACAAGAAUAUGAACAUUCAUUGAAAUAAAAUAAAAGUAACAAUAUCGUCAUCAAAGUGUAAAUAGUGAAUGCACAGGUAAAGUCUCAGAACUUUACAGUUUGCCAUAAUUGUUUGUAUUUUGUAUUCUACAUCUCACAAACAAUCAAUAAUCCUUAUGGCUCAUGGAAAAUUCUAUCCUU
This is a messenger RNA of Ruditapes philippinarum (Manila clam), 1952 nucleotides long. Its product is annotated as glucose dehydrogenase [FAD, quinone]-like. NCBI's taxonomy places the organism in Eukaryota, Metazoa, Mollusca, Bivalvia, Venerida, Veneridae. The coding region runs from base 1 to 1800 and encodes 599 amino acids. The transcript has a single exon. The record is from RefSeq and is a predicted model, not a curated record. Gene Ontology annotation, molecular function: flavin adenine dinucleotide binding; oxidoreductase activity, acting on CH-OH group of donors.